This is a messenger RNA of Haplochromis burtoni (Burton's mouthbrooder), 678 nucleotides long. It is a transcript of the gene rd3l, whose product is annotated as RD3 like. The transcript is spliced from 2 exons. The record is from RefSeq and is a predicted model, not a curated record. Lineage: Eukaryota; Metazoa; Chordata; Actinopteri; Cichliformes; Cichlidae. The coding region runs from base 1 to 678 and encodes 225 amino acids.
AUGCCUCUGUUCAGCUGGAUGAAAUGGUCGCAUGAGACAAGAGUGCAGGCUCAGGAUGAAACACCAUCUCUGAAAAUCUCAGGGGGGUUACCCAGCCGCAUGCUGAUCACAGAGCUCCUGUGGCAUGUGGAAGAGCGCGAGCGGCUGGCGAGAGAACUGGAGCGUGAGCAUAGGAUGGCUCACAGCGCUCUGGGUCUCCACUGGUUUCAAAAGUACCCCAGGUUGCGGACCCUCAUCCCCUCAUCAGAACUACAACAGCUGGAGUUCUUGUGUGCCCAGAUCCCAUCUAUCCAAGCAGCCACCGUCCUCUCCAGGUUUCGUGAGGUGCUUGCCACUAACAACAUACGACCCUGGGAGCUGGCAUCUGUGUUUAAGCAAAUACUAAAGGACUUCCUGAGCCAAAGGGGAUAUGAUGAAGAGGAUGACCUCUCAGUGCAGCCGGUGCAGUUCCAACCCAUGGAGGCUUGGACCAGCCGGUACAAAAUGAAGCAGGGGUUUGUCACACCCACUGUCCCCAACUGUGGCGACCAUCCAAGGGAAGAGAUCCCAACGGUCUCUGGAUACGUGGAUCGGGUCAUGCGGCACUCUGGUUCAUUCACAGCACACAGGGACUGGGACCUUCCAUAUUAUUAUCCAGUACCUCUCAGGUCCAAAGGUGCUUACAGCACCACACUGUGA